Punica granatum (pomegranate) is the source of this 1086-nucleotide messenger RNA. Lineage: Eukaryota; Viridiplantae; Streptophyta; Magnoliopsida; Myrtales; Lythraceae. The record is from RefSeq and is a predicted model, not a curated record.
AUGGCGAGGCCAAGGUGUUACUUGGACAUCAGCAUUGGUGGGGAGCUCGAGGGGAGGAUGGUGGUGGAGCUCUACAAUGACGUCGUCCCCAAGACAGCCGAGAACUUCAGGGCCCUCUGUACCGGGGAGAAGGGCAUAGGCCCCAACACCGGCGUCCCCCUCCACUACAAGGGGGUGCGUUUUCAUCGGGUUAUCAAAGGAUUCAUUGUCCAAGGUGGAGAUAUUUCUGCUGGAAAUGGAAAUGGUGGAGAAUCGAUUUAUGGUUUGAAAUUUGAGGAUGAGAACUUUGAGUUGAAGCAUGAAAGGAAAGGGAUGUUGUCAAUGGCUAACUCUGGCCCAGACACAAAUGGUUCACAGUUCUUCAUCACGGCAACUCGCACAUCUCAUUUGGACGGAAAGCAUGUUGUGUUUGGAAGGGUUAUUAAGGGAUUGGGAGUGGUCCGUUCCAUCGAGCAGGUGACUACUGACGAUGAUGACAGCCCUGUUCCUGAUGUGAUGAUCGCUGAUUGCGGAGAAAUUCCUCAUGGACAGGACUACGGAAUUACUAACUUCUUCAAGGAUGGUGACACAUAUCCUGAUUGGCCAAUUGACCUAGAUGAGAGUCCCAGCGAGUUGUCCUGGUGGAUGACUUCUGUGGAUUCUGUGAAGGGAUUUGGAAAUGAAAAUUAUAAGAAGCAAGAGUACAAGAUGGCUCUUCGAAAGUAUAAGAAGGCAUUACGCUAUUUGGAUAUAUGCUGGGAGAAGGAUGGUAUUGAUGAAGUUAAGUAUGCUGCUUUGAGAAAGACUAAGUCACAGAUAUUCACGAACAUUGCUGCUUGCAAACUAAAAUUGGGGGACUACAAAGGAGCACUUUUGGAAACUGGUUUUGUUAUUUGUGGCGGAGAUAACAUUGCGAAGGCUCUGUUUCGUCAAGGCCAGGCAUACAUGGCACUCAAUGACAUUGAUUCUGCAAUUGAGUCAUUCUCUAAGGCAUUGGUACUGGAGCCGAAUGAUGGUGGAAUCAAGAAAGAGCUUGCUGCUGCUAAGAAGAAGGUUUUUGAGAGAUCUGAAAACGAGAAGAGGGCAUACCGAAAAUUGUUCCAGUAA